GAAGAAGAAGAAGAAAAGCAGCUGUAGCUUAUUAAGGAUAAAUUACAUGAGAAGGCCCGUUAAAGUGGAGCUGGGAUGUGUUACUUUGCGGCAGCUCACCUUCAACUGCCUCAACCUGCUCUCCGACAACAAACACGGCCUCGAGCAGCACGUCGCAUCACUCCGUGUCGGCGCUGAAACGUGAGACAACUCACUUUUUUGUUGCUGGUUAACUCCCCUUGGCUUAGUGGAGUGUGAAGGGUGCGUAAUGUUUAACGUCGCGCACCAGUGUGGUAAAUACUCUCCUACACACUCCGCGGUCAAAGAUGACUCCCACUUAACCGUGGAGACUGUUCAGAUCAGCGUUUACCCGCCGUACGAAACGGAGGCGACGUGGCCGCCGUGGGGCGCCAAGAUGCGGAUCUCCAAAGCCAACAACAAGGGCGCGGGGGUGGUAAAAGCUGUCCGACCGCAACAGUCUCCGCAGCCGACCAGCCUGGAGAGCCUGAAGGCGGCUUGGAGCGGGAGGGACCAGCCAGAGAUGAGCUCUGAGGGAAGAGACGGAAUAGGGCACGGAGGAGGGGCCCCCAGGGGAAGAAAGAAAGGGCCCCGACGCGACGUGAGGACCAUUUUCUCCCCCGGAGAGAGAGACCCCAGGGUGAAGGAGGAGUUCGGGGACGGACACACCUUUGAGCCCGGAGGGGAACAGACCUGGUGUGAUAAGUGCUGCAACUACAUCCACCGGGAUGGCCUCACCUGUUCAGGUUGUAAAUAUACAUGUCACGCUGCAUGUCGGGACAGGGUGUCACUCGACUGUCGUCCUGCAGCAUCACCCAUCAGUCAGGACCAGCUGAACAACAACACGCCGCUCCAUGAUGUGGAGAAGGAGAGAGAGUUGCGGACAGAGUUCAGCCAGAAGGAAAUCAGGCUGAAGAUCGAGCAGUACAACUCGUUGACCAAAGACCACCUUAAAAUGACACUGGGGCCUACGGGUGUGUACACUGGUUUCAUUAAGGUCCAAAUGGAUCUGAGGAGGCCGGUGACGGUGCACGGUCAAAAAGGAACAGGAGGAACCGUGAUUGGAGAUGCCUUCUAUCUGCCCCAAGGAGUCACCAAAACACUCCACAUCAGCUCCAAUAACACAGUCAGACAGGUCAUCGUCGCCCUCCUGAACAAGUACACAGUCAUGGACAACCCGGCCAAAUACGCCCUGUACAAGCGCAGCCACAGGGAGGAGCAAGAGUACGUGUGUAAGCUGGCAGAUGGCGAGCAGCCUCUGUUUCUUCGUCUGGUGGCGGGACCCGACCUGGAAACGCUCAGCUUCGUACUGAGGGAACAGACCGGAGAAGUCAUGUGGGAUGCUUUCUCCAUCCCCGAGCUGCGUAACUUCCUGCAGAUCCUUGACAAAGAGGAAAAGGAGCAGAAGGAGGCGGUGAUUCGCCGCUAUGAAGCCUACAGGCAUAGACUCCAGGAGGCAUUACUGGAGGUCAGAGUGCCUUCUCUGAGGAUUUAACCUCCAUGAAACAUGACUGCUGCUCCCCAGAGGGGUGAACAGAGGAGAAAUCCAGUGUACAUUUUGUUGGAGGGAGGGAUGUGAGGAGAUGCAGCACCAGGGAAACGGGAUGAAACUGAUGGAGAGAUAAUAAGAGGACAAAAAAAUGAAGACAACACAUGAAGGACAAGCAGAUAAAGGAUAAAUGGACGGCUUUUCAAGACCUUAAACAGCUGCCUGCUCGGCCCAGUCGGCCGGAGGACACCACAGAUUUACUCAACUGUGCCAUAUUCAUUCAUCCUCUCAGCUGUUCUCCGUCCAUCCCUCUCUUCUUCUCUCAUUCUGUCCUGCUGUCACAAAAUUUAUGUAGUUCAUUUGAUUCCUCUUUGUACCCCUCUUUGUUUUUAUUCUUCAAACAAAGACUCGAGGCCAUAUGUUGGGUUAUUUUUUAUUUAAUUUGUUUUGUUUUAAAGGUCUGUACAUAUUUUUCUUAAUUUAUAUGGGUGAAGCUUUUUUUGUUUUUCUUUCUAAAACAAAGUCUUAUUUUCAUUUAUAAUAUAGAGGCAGAAACAAUAUGAAUUUUGACACAGUAACAGAGUAGUUUGUUCAGGCUGUAACUAGAUAUAUAGACAUAGAUGAUAAGAACAACAGACGCCAGUUUAAACUAAGUUGAGCUGAUUUUAAUCACCAACAGGCCAAGAACAGCAUGCUGACAGUUCACUGAUGCAAAUGGGAUAUAUUUCUGAAAGGAGGAGGGUGUAGGUUCAAGAAAGGUAUGGAGUCCCAAGUGUGCCGAACAAAAUUAGCACAUUAUUUUACAAUGAUAUGGUUAUUUUCAUCAUAUUUAAUAACAUUAGUUUUAUGGCUUUUAUUAAGAAAAUAAGCAGUUAAAAUCACAACCAGAUCUGAUGUAGAAACUGAUGCAUUUUUCCAAAACAAAAAUAACUUAAUUGCAUUUACAUUGUUUUUAUUGUUCUGAUACAAAGAUCUUUGCAUAUUGUCACUUUCUUAAAUUAAUGGCUUAAUGAGUUUUUUUUGUUUUUUUCAAAAUAUAUAUUUUUUUGUUUUCAAUAUUUGGUUUAGUUUUUGUGUUUUGAGGAAAAAAACAUG
This is a messenger RNA of Melanotaenia boesemani (Boeseman's rainbowfish), 2581 nucleotides long. RefSeq names its product Ras association domain family member 3 (gene rassf3). Gene Ontology annotation, cellular component: cytoplasm. NCBI's taxonomy places the organism in Eukaryota, Metazoa, Chordata, Actinopteri, Atheriniformes, Melanotaeniidae. Gene Ontology annotation, biological process: signal transduction. The coding region runs from base 248 to 1492 and encodes 414 amino acids. The record is from RefSeq and is a predicted model, not a curated record. The transcript is spliced from 8 exons.